UGCGCACCAUGCUGCGGGCGGAUCGAGUCGCUGUCUCCCACCUGGUUGCCUUGCAAGCUCUUAUCGCGUUGCCACGAACCCAGAUAACAAGCUAAAAGAAACAAUAUCCAACAGGCAUAAAUAGUACACAGCAGCCAUUAAAAGAUUCUCACAUUGGUUGCAACGCAGCAGCCGGCAGGUGUACGACUUAACGACUACAAGUACUACGAACGACAUUCAAAUCCAGCUCCAUCCCAUUCCUCUCCGACAAAAUGUGCUGCCUGCCGAAACGCGCCAGUGGCGCCUUUAUACAGAGUGUGGCUGCAGCUGUUGCUAAUCAGCUGGCAUUCAACUUUGGCCUGAUGUUCGGCAUAACUCCAGCACACAUGACCCUCUACGAAUCAGAGACGGAGACUCCCCUAAUUAAGGCCGUAGAUGCCUCAGGCACUGCCUGGAUAACUGGAUACCUUUUUCUGAGCGCCGCGAUUGGUGCGCUGAUCUCUGGCUUUUUGGCAAUACGAAUUGGACCCAAAUCGGUGCUGUUACUAAGCGGACUGCUUCAAAUCGCUGGCUGGUCCUGCAUCCACUUUGCCUUCGACAUCAUCCACAUCUAUGCGUCGCGCAUGUUCGCCGGAGUGGCAGCGGGUGCUGCCUUUGUGGUGCUGCCGACCUUCAUCUACGAAAUUUCGGACUCGCAAGAGAGGGCGGCACGGCUGACUUUCAGCAUUGAAUUGUGGCGGACUGGUGGUAUUUUGUUGGGAUUUUUGUUGGGCUUCUAUGUGCCGCAUGCCUUUGUGAAUAUUGUGGGCUGCGGCUUCUCCUUUUUCUUCUCCAUGACGUUCCCGUUUGUGCAGGAGAGUCCAAACUAUUAUCUGCAUCGGGGGGAUGUGCCCUUUUUGGAAAAGUCUCUGCGCUGGUAUAGAGGAAUUCGCGAUAUUGAUGAUCACGAUAAGCCGGAAUAUCUAAUCGAGCUGAACGAGCUUAAGGCGAGGAUGGAGGGUAAGGGCUUUAUUGAGCCCCCAAUGCCUCGUACCUAUAUAAUACGUCUGGUAUUUGUGAGUCUGCUGCUGACAGUCUGCGCCAAGUUGAGCGGCGUUUUUGUCGAGCUGAAUUAUGCGGCCGAUUUUCUGGGCCGUACCGGCUUCCACACGGAACUCAACUAUGUGAUCCUAUCGGCGGCUUCUGUGGUAGGCGCCAUUCUGGCGCUGGUCAUAGGACCCAAUCUGCCAAGAAAGCUGUUGCUUUGUGUGUCUUCCUUCCUGGCCGCGACAUCAGUCGUUGCUUUGGCGCUCUUUAAGCAAUAUGGACACCAGUGGAUGCUGGGCGAAUGGUGUGAGCAGUUUAUUCCCAUUCUGCUGCUCGCCUCACAACUGCUUUUCGUUAGCUUCGGCCUCUAUCCAUUAGCCGCUGUUGUCAGCGGUGAAGUGCUUCCCUCAAAGCUGCAUGACGUACUUUAUUCCAUAACAUCGGCUUUUGCCUGGCUGCUGCUCUUUGGCUUGAUUGAGGGCUUCAAUGCUGUGAAAGGCGCCACAACCGGCCUAUUACCCUAUCUCUGGGUCUUUGCUGGUACUUCCAUAUUCGUGGCACUUAUUUCGCUGCCCUUGCUGCCGGAGACCCGUAAUCGUCGUCCCUCGGCCGUGCAGCGCCAGCUCGGCUAUGUGAACAAAAGCGGCGUAUCGAAGAGCAAUGGACACAUUGCAUAGCACAUUAAAUACCUUUAG
This is a messenger RNA of Scaptodrosophila lebanonensis, 1700 nucleotides long. RefSeq names its product facilitated trehalose transporter Tret1. Gene Ontology annotation, biological process: transmembrane transport. The record is from RefSeq and is a predicted model, not a curated record. Lineage: Eukaryota; Metazoa; Arthropoda; Insecta; Diptera; Drosophilidae. Gene Ontology annotation, cellular component: membrane. Gene Ontology annotation, molecular function: transmembrane transporter activity. The transcript has 6 exons.